Molecule: messenger RNA, 1267 nt
Organism: Rhineura floridana
Lineage: Eukaryota; Metazoa; Chordata; Lepidosauria; Squamata; Rhineuridae
Product: opsin-5-like
Exons: 4
Coding region: 64-1128 (354 amino acids)
Biological process (GO): G protein-coupled receptor signaling pathway
Cellular component (GO): membrane
Molecular function (GO): G protein-coupled receptor activity
Source: RefSeq, a predicted model, not a curated record
GCUGAUUCACUUUGUUCACAGUCAUUCGUUUCUUAUUGAAGUGGGUCAUCUGAACUAUCUGCCAUGAAGAAAAAAAGUCAGAUGUGGCUGUUCAACCAUGCCAUGUGCACUUUCUAUGCCUUUUGUGGUGUUCUCUUUGGCCUGUGCAGUCUCACCAGCCUGACAGCACUGAGCACGGUUUGCUGUAUGAAGGUCUGUUAUCCGGCUUACGGCAAUAAGUUCUCUCCCACAUGUGCUAGUGCAUUGCUAGCAUGUGUCUGGGUUUAUGCCCUCAUCUUUGCAGUGGCCCCUCUUGUUGACUGGGGCAGCUAUGGACCAGAGCCCUAUGGGACAGCUUGCUGCAUCAAAUGGAAAGCAUCAACCAGAGAAGCAAAAUCCUACAUCAUGGCCCUCUUUGUCUUCUGUUACAUCAUCCCUUGCCUCCUGAUCCUCAUCUCUUACUCACUCAUCCUUUGGACUGUGAAAGUAUCCCGAAGAGCAGUCAGGCAGCACAUAUCCUCACGGAAUAAAGCCAACAGCGUCCAUACUCUGAUUGUCAAGCUUAGUGUUUCAGUGUGCAUUGGGUUUCUUGCUGCUUGGACCCCCUAUGCUAUUGUUGCUAUGUGGUCAGCAUUUGGUGAUGCCAGCCAGGUGCCAGUCCUGGCCUUUGCCCUCUCUGCCGUAUUUGCCAAGUCUUCGGCAACCUACAAUCCUCUAGUUUAUCUGCUCUUCAAGCCCAACUUCCAGAAGUUCCUUUCCAAAGACCUGUCUCUGUUGCAGGCCGUCUGUGCUGUCUUCUGUUGCAGCCGGCCCAGGAUCAUCACCCUCCAGUCCUUCCCCACACGUGAUGGUAGGGCUUCCAUGAAGUUCUCCACUGCUUUCACCGACCACCGUGGAUCCUGCAGGAACUGCACUGACACUUUUGAAUGUUUCAGUAACUAUCCCCGGUGCUACAGGCUCACUCAGAAGCCGGACACAACCACCAAGCCCAAGCCCCUGGCAAUUCUGGCAGAUGGAACUACUUGCCGGCCAAGUCUGAAGAGAACCGUGCAGGUCAUGGUGCUCGUUACAAGGAAGAAGACUGGAAUGGGGACUAGGAAUGUGGCUGGGGAUGUUCUGCCUUCAAACAUUGUGAGAGAUCUUAUGUGAGCAUGGGAAAAGGCAAGGGUUCAAAGGCAGGGGUAGCCCCCUUUCUGCCUAGACCAAACCAGAAUCUCUGAUUGCAAUCUCAAAGUCCAACUUUUGUCCAUUUGUAUAGUGGUUCCCAAAGUGUGCUUUGCAGGUUAGA